Molecule: messenger RNA, 4224 nt
Organism: Colossoma macropomum (tambaqui)
Lineage: Eukaryota; Metazoa; Chordata; Actinopteri; Characiformes; Serrasalmidae
Product: zinc finger protein 513
Exons: 4
Coding region: 1163-2806 (547 amino acids)
Source: RefSeq, a predicted model, not a curated record
GCCUGCAUUGUUGACAAUAUGAACUAUUUCCAAAUUAGUGCAAUACACAGCGAGCUUGAUAAGUAGCCGCCAACCUAGAAAUAAGCUCAUGGAAAUUAUUUACGUACCACAGUCUGUAUUUUAAUCAAGACGAUAAAACAACUAAGCCCGAUUUUUUUUUCUCUUCUGGACAUUUAAAUGCUGCAACUAUCAGCUCCAGGUUUACGGACGCUCAACGUUAGGCUAGUUAGGCUAAUGCUAGCAAACUGCUUAGCAAGUUAGGCUAAAGGUUCUUGAAUUAAACUGUAUCUAGAUCAAGUUUACAACUUGUCGCUCGGUCGUAAGCAAGCAGUCAGUUCCCGGUACAGUGUUAAUGUUAGCAUAACGUCACGGUAAUAACUGUUCACAGCGUUGUUGUGGUCUGUAGGUGAUCGAAUCGGUUGUCCACGACACUCUGUAACUUAACACAAGUUUUAUUUCCUCGUCCGUGUUGGAUUUCUGUCGGUCAGUAAGAGUUUCUCAGCACUUCACCAAACGUAGUUAGCAGUGUUAGUACGGUCCACUUAGCAAAUCUAUUGGGUAAGUUAGUCUAAUAACGUUACCGUUGUUCUGGCUAGGCCUACCCAAAUUAACUUAACGUUAGUAGUCAUUUUUAAUACAGCUCAGAAUACAAAUUCAUUCACAGCUGGACGGGCGUACGUUGUGGCUUUCUGUGUCCGGGGUUAAUUCUCUGUGGCGCGUAGCCUGUCAUCAUGAGCUAAAGUUGACGACAAAAUAACUGAGCUACUUUAGCUACCCUGCUAGCUCUAGCUCCAGCUCCAUCUAGUAGCUAAGCUAGAUGUCAGUGAGAUUGACUUGCAUACAGCUUUGCAGGCUAGUUAGGUUUCCGUCUUAGUCCUGUCUGUGUUGAACUGUGUUUUACACUGAUGCACAAUGUCCUUUAGUUCGUAAGAAGUCCAGUACAUUUACGUUAGAUUGUCCGCUGCAGAGUCUGGUUAACUACGCAGUUAUUUCAUGAGAUUGAGAAGGAAAGUGGGGAACAGCCAUGAUGAGCGAGUUGAUGACACUGAUAGCCCUGUCUUUGUGUGGUGGUGGAAGAGGAAGAUGACAGUGUAGUGUAGAGGGGGAAUGAGCUCAUUCGGAGUCGACCAGAAGAAACUGCAACUCGAAGGACUGCUAGAAAAUGCCCAGAAGAAAACAGUCAAAUCCGCAGCCUGUGAAAUUGGGAUCUGAAGAUGGUGUUGGUGGGGUUAACCCAGAGAGCCUGGUCCUGGAGAGUGAUUUUCUCCUUGGACAAGACUUGGCGUUUGGAGAGAAUGACUACAAGAUCAUAGGAUUUGAGAGAGACUCUGUGACUGCUGACAUGGGAAUUCCAGCGUAUGCCUUCAGUGAUGAAGACUGCUCCAGUUACAACCGCCUCAGCAUGGAAAGUGACUUUGAGGACCCACGAGACACUGAGAGUGAACGGGAGGAGAUGAGCGGGGAUGCUGGCUUCACAGCCUACCUCUCCUGCAGGAGAUGUGGCCAGCUUCUUGGGGACCCUCUUAGUGGAGCUUUGGACAUAGCAGGGCUCUACUGCCUCCGAUGUGGAGGUGAAGAGAGGGGCACAGAACAGGAGGUUAGGCGGAGAGAGGAGGUUCUGCCUGCGGAGGGCUCCAAAGAGAAAGGGCACAAAGGGAGGUCUACGGCAAAUGGCACCUACAAAACCUACUCCUGCAAACUGUGCAGCUUUACCUCACGCUACUCCAACCACCUGAAGCGGCACAUGAAAACGCACAAUGGUGAAAAGCCUUACAAGUGCCAGCACUGUGCAUAUGCCUCAGCUCAACUGGUUAACCUACAGAGACAUGUGCGUACACACACUGGGGAGAAGCCUUACAAGUGUGACUAUUGUACAUUUGCCUGUAACUCCCUUGGCAACCUUAAGAGGCACCAGCGUAUGCAUACUCAAGAGAAGUCCAACAAGUGUAGCCAGUGUGAUUUCUGCGCAAGCAGUAGCCAGACCCUAAAGAGACACAUGAUGAGCCACAAGACAGAUGCGUCAACACCCACAGUGGAAGAGGCUGUGGUGUCUGAUCUGACUCUGCACAUUAGUGGUGAUCCAGACUUCCUGCAUAGCUAUGGCAGCCUGCAUGCCGAACGUCAUGCCCCCAGCCUGCUGGACACAGAGGAGCUAGGCCAGGAACCAGAUCCUGGGCUGCCCGUGCUGCUUUUUCCCUUCACCUGCCGCGUGUGUGGCUCAGUGUUGGAGGAUGAGGAGGGCGCGGCCACGCAGAUCUGUGGCAAGUGUGCCCUGGACAUGCUGGCUAAGGGCUCCCCCACCAGCCCGGACAAAGGAGACAAGCUGUACUCCUGCUCUGCUUGCAGCUUCAUCACACAGUACCCCAACCAUCUAGCCCGUCACAUGAAGACUCACAGCGGAGAGAAGCCCUACAAGUGCCCACAGUGCAAUUAUGCAUCUGCCCACUUUGACAACCUGAAGCGGCACCAUCGUGUGCACACAGGCGAGAAGCCCUAUAAGUGCCACCUAUGUGACUACGCCUGCGGAAACCUGGCCAACCUCAAACGGCAUGAGCGCAUCCACUCAGGUGCCAAGCCCUUCCAGUGUGGCGAGUGCAACUACAGCUGUAACCAGAGCAUGAACCUGAAGCGCCACAUGCUGCGCCACACUGGCGAGAAGCCUUUCAAGUGCCAGGAGUGUGCCUAUACCACCGGACACUGGGACAACUACAAGCGCCACCAAAAAAAGCACGGCCACUCCACUGAAGGGUGGAUAAAAAUGCCAUUACCAGAGAAGGAAGAGGAAGAGGAGGAGGGGGAGAUGUAGCAGAAUAAGGAAAUGUGGAUAAAGUCAGUUCCCCUUUUUAGGAGCUCUUAUCUCCUUCUCUUAAAGUCUAACUGAUGUUGCCUUAAUUUUUUCACAUUACAAAGGUGCAAGCUACACAUGAUGAGUGCAGUUUUACAUUUGUGCCUUGUAUAGGAUUCUGGAAAAUAUCCCUAUCAGUUAACUAUUAUAGGUCUUGCACAACCAGCAGUGUCAGCAAACGUGUCUGGAGUUUGGUUGUAGACAAGCUUUGAAAGGGAUUCAAAAAGACAAUACGGCAAAUAAAUUGCAAGAGACAGGCAAGAAAAGCACAGCUAGCUUGAAUUAUGUGACUUUUGUACAACCCCCUGCAUGGUUUGAGCUAGACUGCAUCUGGUGUACAGACCGUUUAGAUCAAAUUUAAUACACAUACAAAUUAGAUUUAAAGAAUCUGAGGAUUGUUUAAUCUGCCUGCCAUUAUAAGAUCAAUUUGAUGAAACAGACUUGAAGACCUCUGUCCUUAUAAAUUCUCUGUGAAUUACUGAAUGAAAGAGUAUUGCAAUAAAUCGAAUGACUCACCCUUUUCCAGGUUGAUACCACAGCUAUUUGUUUGUUUGUUUGUUUUUUCCUCUGUAGUGGAUUUGAUUACACUGAAAACCUCUGGUGGCUGCUAAAUUAUGUAGGAUGCACAAUGACGGUAAUGUCUAGGUGCCUUGUUUGGGAGGUGACACACACCAUUCCCUGAUUUUACUGUAUCGGGUGCCACUGCAACAAUGCUGCACUGAUGUUAGGGGGAGGGGGGUUCCUCAGCCCCCAGCACACGCCUCGUUUUUUCCAGGGCAUUAGAGGGACAUGUAGUUCUUUCUGUAUGUGUUUUUUUUUUUGUGAGUGAUUUUCAAAUCAUGUUUCAUGUUCAUUUAGUUGGCGUGAAACCUACUGUGAAAUGAUGUCCAUGAAAAGUGGAGGGGCUGUAUAUUUUUUGUUUUGUUUGGGGAAGAAAUCUGUUUUUUGUCUUUUUUUUUAUUCUGGAGUGUGCAGAUCUGCAAAUUGAGAGAAAAUAAAAGGGACCACUUUUUUGUUUUCAUUACUUUAUUGAUGCAGUCACAGAUGUUACAUUUCGAAAACGUAUCUGUGAUUGUAGGUUUAGAUGGUUAUCAGUCUCUGCUUGUUGUGCAUUGUAUUUUUGUUACACAAAAGGGCAUAGCAUUUAUAAACUGGCCAUGAAGAUCAUUAAAAAAAAAGUCAUUCAAUGAUAUCAGGGACUACGUCAAGACAUUUUAUGCAUAAUAAUGAACAUGUGAUGUUUGGUUUGCUAUAUAUUGUUCAAAAUGAUUAUUUAUGUACUGUAUAUUAUUUUUGUGGUUUGCCUUUGUUUUGUUGGUCUGAGGACUAGUCAAGUGACCUUUGGCUUUAUAAUAAAACACGUUUUUAAUUUUUUACUA